CAAUUCGUAUGGCAUUAAAAAAACUGCCAGAGGUCAAAACAACAUGGAUACAAGGAAAAACUUUGCUUGUGCUAGGUCAAUCUUCUUACUGGUCGACGGCUUGCCCGAAUUGCAACAAAGUGUUGCACGCACAAGUAGGUUGGAUAGUUAUAUGCACCCAAUGCAAGGAAGAGGGUGAUGUGCAACCCAGAUGCAAGUUUACAAUUGGUAUCGAAGAUAUGGCUGGAGUUCUGCAUGCUUCUGCCAGCGGACCUGAGGCUGAAGUUCUACUCCUCAUAACAGCAGCUGAAAUGAGUUUAUCUAGAAAUCAUGCAAAAAAUUGUGUGGAUGUGGAAAGCAACUUCCAAAGCAAGACCAUAACAUGCUUUGGUAGGGAUGAAUCAAGGUUUGCUAUCGUUGUUUUGUAUGUAAAUGACGAUGAAAAUAAUAAUCAGGAGCAGCAAUUCACACCAACAGGCCAUAAAGUGCUCUCCAUGCUCAAUGAAACACUAAAUGAAUCUUCAUCCACCAUGAAGAUGUCAAUUGACAAAACAGACUCAGUCAAAGGAUCACUAAAAUUCCAGGAUGCAACACCAACCAAUACAAGCACUGAACAUGACUCACCCGACGAUUCUGAAAAUGUGCAAGAAGCUGGCAGUGUAAAGAAACGCCGCAAGAACAACUUU
This is a messenger RNA of Striga asiatica, 665 nucleotides long. The record is from the annotation of a GenBank genome assembly. Lineage: Eukaryota; Viridiplantae; Streptophyta; Magnoliopsida; Lamiales; Orobanchaceae.